This is a messenger RNA of Emiliania huxleyi CCMP1516, 894 nucleotides long. RefSeq lists its product as hypothetical. NCBI's taxonomy places the organism in Eukaryota, Haptophyta, Isochrysidales, Noelaerhabdaceae. The record is from RefSeq and is a predicted model, not a curated record. The coding region runs from base 1 to 894 and encodes 297 amino acids. The transcript has a single exon.
AUGAGAUCGACGCCUGCGAUGUGCUUCCUCAUCGCAUUCAGCUCUGCGGUGCGCGGGCCGAGCGAUGCUGGGCGGCGCAUCGCCGCGGCCGGCCGUCUCCGGAGCGCAUCCGCCGCCGCCGCGAGCCACGUCGCCGACGCGCGAUUCGCCGCUCUGCUGGCCCUCGACUCGGCGGGGAUGGUGGCGCGAAUCGAGACGGUGCCGGGUUUCUUUGAGCCGGCCCUCUUGCCCGUGCUCGCGGCGCUCGAUGCCCGCCAGCGCGAUCUGGACGUCCGCGGCGCCGUCGGUGAGAUCGGCGUCUACCACGGCCGAAGCUUCGUCCCACUGGCGCUGCUGCGGCGAGAGGGAGAGGCAGCGGUGGCUGUCGACUGCUUUGAGGAGCAGCAGCACAACCGCGACGAGUCGGGCUGCGGCAACGAGGCGGCCUUUAACGCGACGCUAGAGCGGUUUUGCUGCGCGCAUGACGUCGUGUCUGUCGCGUGCGACUCGACGCAGCUCGCGCCCGCCGACCUCCUCGCCGCUGCACGAGGGCCGAUCCGGCUGCUGAGCGUCGACGGCUCGCACACAGAGGAGGCGGUGCUGGCUGACCUGUCGCUCGCUGCGGCGGCGCUGGCGGGCGGCGGCGUCGUGAUCCUCGACGACGCGGUCAACGCAGACUGGCCCGGCGUGGUGUCGGGGCUGGCGAGGCAUGUCUUUGAGGCGGGGGAGGGCGAGGACCAGCGGCUGCUGCCGUUCGCUCUCGGCUACAACAAGGCGUUCCUCUGCACUGCGCGGUGGCAGGCUGUGUACGGCGAGGCCCUGGCGCCGCUCGGGCGCAAGCGGGCGCGGUUUCUAGGCCACGACUGCGCCGUGCUGCCCCUGGGCUGGAUCGCCGCCCACUUUGCGAAUGACUAA